AUGAAGGGUUCAGAUACGACGCCGGCGCUGGCUUUGGCCGGGACAACUACGCCCGAGCAAAUCACUACCAAAAACACUUGGAACACCAAGAACCUGACUUCGCGACUUGGCGCCGAUUUCCUUUCCGCUGCGAGCGCUGCGUCAAUGGUCGCGCCGCUCAUUGCCAUAAUUGACCGGUCCAUCAUGGAGAACGCUUCGGGCGCAAACACCCUCGUAAACUCUGUAAAAUCCUCCCUCAAAACGCUUAUUACCCGCCCGCAUACCAUCCUCUUCUCGAAGCCAACAGCGCUCAUUUUCUGCCUUUACGGCGGAACAUAUCUCACCGCCAAUGCCGUCGACACAUCCUUCUCGACCGUCAACAACAAGCCCGCCUCGAGCGUCACGGCCGGAACCACGAAGUUCGCCGCCUCGAGCGCUGCAAACAUCGGUGUUUGCAUCUACAAGGACCAGGUCUUCGUGCGCAUGUUUGGACCCCCUGGUGUAGUCCCCCGGGCUGUUCCUAUGGCUUCGUACACUCUCUUUGCGCUGCGUGAUUGCUUGACCAUCUUUGCUUCGUUCAACGUGCCGCCUCUGCUAGGACCUUAUCUGGACAAGCGCUUCUCUGAGGAGAUGAAGAAGCGAGUAUCUGGUCUUUACGCUGCGCAAUUCAUGGCGCCUGCCAUGGUGCAGUUUAUUUCCACGCCUAUGCAUCUGUUCGGUCUAGAUCUAUACAACCGCCAAGCCACAGGUCCCGGAGGCGCAGUUGUGUCUAUGCGUGAUAGAUUGGAUCUCGUGCGCCGCAAUUGGUUCAUCAGCUCCAUUGCCAGAAUAUGUCGAAUUGUGCCUGCGUUUGGAGUCGGCGGUGUUGUCAACAUGAAAGUGCGCAAGAACCUCAUGGGCAAGCUGGAGUAG
This is a messenger RNA of Fusarium sp. VM40, 891 nucleotides long. NCBI's taxonomy places the organism in Eukaryota, Fungi, Ascomycota, Sordariomycetes, Hypocreales, Nectriaceae. The record is from the annotation of a GenBank genome assembly.